AGAAUCUGCAGUCGAGUCAGAAAAUCCAGAAAUGCAGGAUGAAGAAGGGACCGGUGAUGCUGUAUCGGGUGAAGAGCCCCCGGUCAAGCCGGAGACGCUGGAUGAAGAUGGAGCCCGGGAUAUGUUGCAUGAAGAGUUCAUAAUCAAGCCAGAAACGGUGGAUGAAGACGAGAUGUCAUUGUGUUCGGACGGCAGCGCCGCCUGCGCCAGGGAACAGCUCGCGAUGACGUGUUCCGUGGUGCUCGAGCGCCUCCGCGGCGACGCGACUGUUCACAGUGGAGACAAGACAUACGACUGCGAAUACUGCGGAGAAAAUAUCAGAAAUAAGUCGAUUUUAAUCAAACACAUACAAAACACACACUUGUCCACCGGACCAACACCAUUUGCUUGUGAUUUUUGUAGUUCUACUUUUCAAAGCAAAUUUCUUGUAAUCGAACACGAGAAAAGCGAACACGGUGUUACAAAUUUCAUGUGUGCUGAAUGUGAGUAUACAACAAGUUUCAAGAAAAGUUUGGAGACUCAUUUAAAGAGUCACUCAGUUAAGAAUAAUUUUAAUUGUAGUCGCUGUAGUUACACGAGUUCGUGUAAAAGUGAUUUGCACAAACACCAAACAAUACACAUGGCUGGCGAACCUUUUCAGUGUAGCGACUGCGAUUUCAAAUGCAAUCAGAAAUCAAAAUUACGAAGACACCAGAAGAUACACACUGGCGAGAAGCCUUUUACAUGUAGCUAUUGUGUUAAAAAAUUCAGGCGGAUGUCACAUUUAAAAAGACACCAAUUGAUACAUACUGCGAAGCCAUUUCAAUGUAGCACUUGCAACUACAAGACCAGGUGGGAAGCAGACUUACGAAUUCACAAAAGAAUACACACCGGAGAAAAGCCGUACAAAUGUAGUCAUUGUGACUACAAGUGCAGUCAUAAGUUCAACUUACGCACACACGAAAGGAGACAUACUGGCGAGAAGCCUUUUCAGUGUAGCCACUGUGAUUACAAAUGCAGUCUGAAAUCAAGCUUACAACGUCACAUAAGAAUACACACAGGAGAAAAGCCCGAAAAGCCGUACAAAUGUAGUCAUUGCGACUACAAGUGCAGUCUGAGUUUAAUCUUACGACGUCACGAAAGGACACAUACUGGCGAGAAGCCUUUUCAGUGUAGCCACUGUGAUUACAAAUCCACUCAAAAAUUUACCUUACAACGUCACGUAAGGAAACACACCGGUGAAAAGCCGUACAAAUGUAGUCAUUGCGACUACAAGUUUAGUCAGAGUACAAGCUUACGAUAUCAUGAAAUGACACAUACUGGCGAGAAGCCUUUUCAGUGUAGCCACUGUGAUUACAAAUGCAGUCGGAAAUCACAUUUAAAAAGACACCAGACAAUACAUACUGGGGCGAAGCCAUUUCAAUGUAGUCAUUGCGACUACAAGUGCAGUGAUAAGACAAGCUUACGAAAUCACGAAAGGACACAUACUGGCGAGAAGCCUUUUCAGUGUAGUCACUGUGAUUACAAAUGCAGUCAGAAAUCACAUUUAAAAAGACACCAGACAAUACAUACCAGGCAAAAGCCUUUCAAAUGUAAGUAGUGAUCGUGAUUACAAUGUCGUGAUAUGCAAUAUAUGAAUUAAUUCCAUUCAGGUGUCCAUGCAAUUUUGCAAAUCGUUGUACAUGUUUCACGAUCUAUUUUGAACUUUUGGUGAGUAAGUAAGAGUUUAAAUAAAAUAAAAAACGUUUUAGGUGAAGUUUCAUUUUUGUUACAAGCUUUUAUCGCCGACUGUACUUUUCUUUCCACAUGCAACACACAUCUGAUCGACACACUAACAAACCCGAAACACAAUUAGUUUGCGUUGUUUUAUCUCAGAGUUCCUAUGGCCACCUCCUGUCUCCAUCAUCAGACCAGCUCCAUGUCAUCAUAAUAUUGCAUUGUUAUCCGAUUUACAUACGUAUGCAAAAUCUCAGCUCAAUCGGAAAUCGGGAAGUGGGUCAAAUUUAGCUUCCAUGAUUUGACCCACACUAACUAAACUAACAUACCUUCAUACAUACUACAGGGCAAGUUAAAUAAAAGCUUGUAUUAAAAAUGACUGCUUCUAGUUCUCGGGAAGAUGUAAAGACAUAAACAAACAGUUUAUUUUGUUUAUUAUAGUUUAUAAGUCAUACUCUUAUUUAAAAUUAAGCUAUAAAUGAGUUUUACCUUCAAUAUACUGUUAGUCAUUAUUUUAUGUAUGGUUAAAAAGUUAAAUUGUAAUGAUUUCAUAGCUGACUACAUAUUUUUUAUUAAAUAAAUGCGGCUGUCUUUCAUGCCUUUACCUCAGACAAUAAACAAAACGGCGGGCAAUCUAUUUUAACUUUUUUCCUUCGCAAGUGCGAUGAAAAACAUUGUGUCAAACACAAGCGCCUAAGGGUAAGGGGAGGCCUAUGUUCAGCAGUGGGCGUCUUAUGGCUGAGAUGAUGAUGAUGAUGAUGAAACACAAGCGCUAUGAAAAUUGAAAAAUCGACUCAUAAAACCCCUCUGCCCCGUCCCUGCCCAUCGUGAUUCUAUUGACUCUCUUUAACAAUGUUGUCCAUACCAGGGGUAGGAAACUAGAGGGUUCGGGCAUUGUCGGCUCUUUUCGGCUCAGCAUAGCUCCGAGUAAUUAUUGGGGUUGGCGAAACUUGACGUGCCUUUGGGUUUUGGGUGCAAAGUCACAGAUAAGAUAAUUACUUGAAUUUUAACAACCCUAAAUAGCCGAAAGGGAUAGUGCUAUACAUUAGAAAUGGACAGCACGAUUCGUCUUUGAACCGCUGC
Messenger RNA from Cydia fagiglandana, 2778 nucleotides. RefSeq names its product zinc finger protein 501-like. The record is from RefSeq and is a predicted model, not a curated record. Gene Ontology annotation, biological process: regulation of transcription by RNA polymerase II. Bases 32 to 1579 code for a protein of 515 amino acids. Gene Ontology annotation, cellular component: nucleus. Lineage: Eukaryota; Metazoa; Arthropoda; Insecta; Lepidoptera; Tortricidae. The transcript has 4 exons. Gene Ontology annotation, molecular function: RNA polymerase II transcription regulatory region sequence-specific DNA binding; DNA-binding transcription factor activity, RNA polymerase II-specific.